Molecule: messenger RNA, 1149 nt
Organism: Aspergillus tanneri
Lineage: Eukaryota; Fungi; Ascomycota; Eurotiomycetes; Eurotiales; Aspergillaceae
Exons: 1
Coding region: 1-1149 (382 amino acids)
Source: RefSeq, a predicted model, not a curated record
AUGUCCUGGUAUGAUGUCUGGCUCUCUCAGCAACUUGAAAACCUGCCUUAUUGUCUGAGGGAAUUACGUAUUCAAGGGGAAUCGCUCCUAGCGGGACUCUGCCUGGACAAACUCUUUGACGCGAUUCGAGACUUCACGCAAAUCAAUGAAGGAGUUUCUAUCGAUGAAAUUGUGAGACAUUUGCAAAACAUUGAUAUCCUCGAUAACGCAUCGGACUUGCUGGGACCACAGAGGCUUCUUAUAUUCGCCGUUCUUGGUUGGCGCUCCAUGCUGUACCAGGCAGGUUUCAAUGUUUGCUCAAUUCAAGAACUGGCUGUUCACCAAGACUCUUCCCAACCACAGUCAGGUUUUGUGUUUGACACGUAUAAAGUCCCGGCUGAGCUUUCCGACCGCCCUUUAUCGGUGCUACUGAAAGCUUUCGGUAAUAUCCUGCCAGCCCGGUCCUCCACUGUUCCACAGGUCGCAAGUGAGACUAGCAAGCUCGCUUCGUCCUGGCUACCGCUGUACCCAGUGGAAACUAACGCAUAUAUGCUUCACACAUUAUUGCGUGUUCAUAUUAGAUGGGUAGAUGCUUUGGCGCUGCACCUUGAUUACGACAAGUCCAGUAGGACCUUAUCCCUUUUCAGUUAUCCAUCCUUCUGCCUUGAUACGCUCGCGUCCAACGGUUUAAUUUAUUCAUUCGCGAGCAUUGAACGAUACGGUAUAGACCCUCGUGCUGAUAAAGAGGACAUAUCACAAUUACUUCGAGAAGUCCUGCUAUCGUACCGUCUUCUUUUUGGUCAAUCGGCAAAGUCUCGAAGACUCUUCCGCCAAAUCUUCAAGCCUUCAGAGAAGCAUGGUUCUCUUUUCGACUCUCUGCUCCCACUGGUAUGCACCAGAAAACAAUUCCCGAUUGCUUCGACUUCGAUUGUCGGAGACCGACCCGUCUAUUUCGCAGCUCGUGACUUUCCUGUACUGUAUGAAAGAAUAGAGCUCAUAGCCAAGGAACUCAAAGAUGCCAGGCCAAAUUCAAUUGGUAAUCUCAUUCGAGAUCGGCGUGACACUCUGCAAUUUUGGACUUUCUGGCUGGUGUCAAUUGUCGGUGGGUUAAGCAUUCUGCUCAGCUUGAUACAAGUGGUAUUGCAGGGGGUACAAUUGACGCAGAACUAG